AAAGUGUUGCGAUCGUCGUGUCAAAAUGUGUGCAAGGAGGACAGCAGAGUACGAGGAGGAACUUUGUGGCCCAAAAGAGGAGAAGGAGCCACAACGUCAACUACUGGACGCUGUGUUCAAUCGGCAACCUCGAAUUGUGCUACACAGAGCAGACGUCAGUAAAUAUCUUCUUCCUGAGCGGCAGCAGUCAGUGUCCCCUCACAUGAAAGAGGAAGCGGAGGAUGAAGAGGUUCAACACAUCAAAGAGGAGGAGGAAGAGUUCCUUCACAUGAAAGAGGAAGAGCAGGAGGACAUCAUCAAGGUUCCAUCGACUGGUGUCCCUUUGAAGAGUGAAGAUGAAGGUCGAAGUGAGGAGAGACGAGGGGCGGAGCCACCAAACGGCAACAGCUCAAGUGAUGGAGACCACUGUGGAGGAUCACAAACAGACGGUGAUGAUGAUGAUGAUGAUGUUGAUGAACAGUUGGAAGGUGAUAUGACAUAUCACAUUUCCAGCAAAUGCUGGAAAUGUUCUAAAUGUAGGAAAACCUUUGCUUCUAAGAGGAAUUUCAAACGACACAUGAAAAUACACACUGGUGAGAAGCCAUUUGCCUGCUCAGUUUGUGGUCAAAGAUUCUCCCAAAAUGAAAGCUUAAAAAUACACACAAGAACACACACUGGUGAGAAACCUUUUGCCUGCACAGUUUGUGAUCAAAGAUUCUCUCAAAGGGGACAUUUGACAAGCCACACAAGAAUACACACAGGAGAGAAGCCUUUUGCCUGCUCAGUUUGUGGUCAAAGGUUCUCUCGAAAGAUACAUUUGACAAGUCACACUAGAACACACACAGGAGAGAAGCCUUUUGCAUGCUCAGUUUGUGGUCAAAGGUUCUCUCAGAAGGGAACCUUAAAAAUGCACAAAAGAACCCACUCUGGUAAGAAGCCUUUUGCAUGCUCAGUUUGUGGGCAAAGGUUCUCUCCAAAGGAAAGCUUAAAAAUACACGCAAGAACACACACUGGAGAGAAGCCUUUUGCAUGCUCAGUUUGUGGUCAAAGAUUCUCUCGAAAGGAAAGCUUAAAAGUACACACAAGAACACACACUUGUGAGAAACCUUUUGGAUGCUCAGUUUGUGGUCAAAGAUUCUCCCAAAUGGGAAGCUUAAAAAUACACACAAGAACCCACACUGGUGAGAAACCUUUUGCAUGCUCAGUUUGUGAUAGACGAUUCUCUGAAAAGGGACAUUUGACACGUCACGCAAGAACACACACUGGAGAGAAACCUUUUUCCUGCUCAUGUUGUGGUCAAAGAUUCUCUCGUAAGGAUCGGGUUAAGACACACAAGUGUCCUGGUGAGACAAGCAGUGAUCAAGAAAGCCUUUAAUGCAAAUGUAAAUGUUUAAUAUAAAAGUAAUGACUAUGUGACUGACAGAAAUCUACAUGCUUGUAUUCUGUGUACCAGUUUUUAUUGCAUGUAUCUUCUUCUUGUCCAUAUAGUUUCUCAAAGCCCCGUGAGUGUUGAGAAUGAACACUGUUGCCAAAAUACUUAAAAGGGACUAGUUAAAGGUGGUGGGAAAGAGGGCGGGUGUGGAUCAGUAGAGCGGGUCGUCCAGUGACCGAAGGGUCGCCGGUUCGAACCCCGGCUCCGACGUGUCCUUGGGCAAGACACCGAACCCUAAUUUGCUCCCAGUGAGCCUGGUAGCGCCUUGCACGGCAGCAACCGCCCAGUGGUCUCUGAAUAUGUGUGUGAACGGGUGAAUGUGAGGCUUAAUAGAGCGCUUUGGGCACCGUGAUCGUGAAGAUGAAGCGUUACAUAAGUGCAGUCCAUUUGCCAUUUGGCAAAGGUGAGAACAUGGACACUUAUUCCAUGGUGCUGGACUUAUAAAUGUCUACAGGAAAAAAAGCCCUCCAAAAUACACUCGGUCGUAAUUUGCUAAAAUCAUUGAGGUUCAUUUUUUCUCCUCCUUAAUGUACACACAGCACCCCAUAUUGGCAGAAAAAAGCGGAAUUGUUGAAAUGUUUGCAGAUUUAUUACAAAAGAAGAACUGAAAUAUCACACAGCCACAAGUAUUCCGACUCUUUGCUCAGUAUUUAGUAGAAGCGCCCUUUUGAGCUAAUACAGCCAUGAGUCUUUUUGGGAAGGAUGCAACAAGUUUUUCACACCUGGAUUUCCUCAUCAAGUCCGAUCAGCAUAAUCAAACACAGCUGGACUCCGAUGAAGGUGAAGAACCAUUUGAAGGAUGAUCAGAAGAAAUGGACAGCACCCGAGUUAAAUAUAGGAGUGUCACAGCAAAGGGUCGGAAUACUUAUGGCUGUGUGAUAUUUCACUUUUUCUUUUUUCAUAAAUCUGCAAAAAUGUCAACAAUGAUUUUUUUUUUCUGUCAAUAUGGGGUGCUGUGUGUACAAAAAAAAAUUAAGUGAUUUUUGCAAAUGGCUGCAAUAUAACACAUCAUGAAAAUUUUCAGGGGGUCCGAAUACUUUCCGUACCCACUGUAUGUAUGUAUGUAUCGAUCCAAUAUAUGUAUAGAUCACAAAUGAGUUUCUGCAGAUGGCAUUGUGUGACAGAUGUGGACUGUCAUGAUGUCCGACGACCCGUAACGAAGGUCUCCUGUCCCGAAACUGCGGCUGAUCUCAUUUGAUAUUAUCGGAUCCAUAAAAGCUCAAAUAUUGGGCUGAUCAUUAUAAUAUUAUUAUUUAUAAAAGUUUGAAGCUGUCAUGAGUAGAAAUGUCUGCAUAUAUUUUGGCGAUGAUUGUUGACAGUUGUGGGACAUGAAGCCACGUUUCUUGGGUUCAUGCAUGAGGCUUGCAAGGAUGUGGUGCUCGCCCGGCGUGUUUGCGUCAUUUUAAUGAUGGCGUUCUCAUCCAUCCCAAAUUUUUAAAUUUGUCAAGCACAUUAAAGUCGUGAUUGAACAUCAUUUCGGGGUACGAGCUGUUGUUCAUGUGAUGCAAUGAUAUAUGACAGCAAUGGAAGAUAUACAACGUAAUACCAGCUUGAACAAGGCGGUGUUUGGAAACUCAAGCAAUUUCCUGAAAAGUUGUCAUUUUGAAGGUGAGGGGAUUCCACCUGACAGCUGCGAUAUACAAAUAUGACCAAUGACUGCCACUUCAUAGUAUGGUACAUUCCUUUUCCCACACCAGCGAUGCCAGUGCUUUUCAAUUUUCAAUUUUGUUGAUGAAAAAGGGGCGUUCGAAAGGGAAUUAGUUAUUUACCAAUUGCUCCAAAAUGUAUUGAUAUUAUUGGAAAUGAGUGCCAGUUUCAUUUUCUUGAGCAUGCAUGCAUUUUGUCCAAUGUUUUCUUGAUGUCAAUAUCAAAUAAAUGAAUGAUUGAUUGAAAUAGACUGUAAAAAAAAAAACUGACUUUUGGUGCGAAACUGUAACGUGUAUUUGUGAUCCUGAAUAAAGUACACUGCUUAAAACUGUGA
Molecule: messenger RNA, 3392 nt
Organism: Phycodurus eques (leafy seadragon)
Lineage: Eukaryota; Metazoa; Chordata; Actinopteri; Syngnathiformes; Syngnathidae
Product: gastrula zinc finger protein XlCGF52.1-like
Exons: 2
Coding region: 26-1354 (442 amino acids)
Biological process (GO): regulation of transcription by RNA polymerase II
Molecular function (GO): DNA-binding transcription factor activity, RNA polymerase II-specific; RNA polymerase II cis-regulatory region sequence-specific DNA binding
Source: RefSeq, a predicted model, not a curated record